AGUGACAGUACAUUCGAGGCCAUACAUUUUUCGUGGUACAAUCGCCACUGUACUCAGGGACAUUCUGCGCCGAACGAUAUACCUCCAUCACUGCUCCGCAGAGCGAAUUGCACUCGCACGAAUCACCGUCAAUUUAUACCGUAUGUGUCGAAGGACAUGGAAGACCACCAGGCGAUCUACCAAGCGCUCAAAAAUGCAUUCGCCGAUAUGUUUAGCUGGAUAGACGACAAAUUUCAGUCAGUCCUGCCGAUGGAAUACGAGCGACUGGAAGCUACCGCCGCUAUCCUUCCCGGUAACAAUGUCUCAGCGGUCAGCCCGUUUGCCGCCCUCGUCGUCAACCUCAAUGUGGUCACCCGAGCCCAUCGAGACCGCCAAGACGACGGCGUAUGCCUUGUCUUGCCGAUUGGAGAAUUUGAAGGUGGUGAGUUGUGUCUGGUGGAGGCCGGCCUUGUCAUACCGCUUCGAAAUGGCGAUUUUGCUGUUUUCCCCUCAUGCAAACUCACUCACUUUAACCUACACUAU
Molecule: messenger RNA, 522 nt
Organism: Fomitopsis serialis
Lineage: Eukaryota; Fungi; Basidiomycota; Agaricomycetes; Polyporales; Fomitopsidaceae
Exons: 3
Source: RefSeq, a predicted model, not a curated record